Dermacentor silvarum is the source of this 3533-nucleotide messenger RNA. It is a transcript of the gene Ctu1, whose product is annotated as cytoplasmic tRNA 2-thiolation protein 1-like. Gene Ontology annotation, biological process: tRNA wobble position uridine thiolation. Gene Ontology annotation, molecular function: tRNA binding. The record is from RefSeq and is a predicted model, not a curated record. NCBI's taxonomy places the organism in Eukaryota, Metazoa, Arthropoda, Arachnida, Ixodida, Ixodidae. Gene Ontology annotation, cellular component: mitochondrion; cytosolic tRNA wobble base thiouridylase complex. The transcript is spliced from 15 exons. The coding region runs from base 98 to 1144 and encodes 348 amino acids.
AGGAGUAGCAAAUGACAAGCUCAGCCAAGCCAAGCUACUGCUUACGGCGUCUUGAAAACUUGAAACUGCUUGAAACACGAGGAACGAGGACGCGGCGAUGCGACCGUGCAGCAAGUGUGGUUUGUCAGGAGCUGUUCUCAAGCGUCCGAAGACAGCGGAUGCACUGUGCAAAGAAUGCUUCUAUGUCGCCUUUGAGACGGAGGUGCACGAGACGAUUGUGCGGGCACACCUCUUUCAACCGGGUGAUUAUGUGGCCAUCGCUGCAUCUGGAGGCAAAGAUUCGACUGUGCUGGCAUACGUGAUGAAGCUGCUCAAUGAACGACACAACUAUGGGCUUCGGCUUGUGCUGUUGUCGAUUGAUGAAGGCAUCACAGGAUACAGAGAUGACUCACUGAAGACUGUCGAGCGCAACCGAGAGCAAUACGGCAUUCCAUUGGAGGUGCUGUCAUACAAGGACCUCUAUGGCUGGAGUAUGGAUGAGAUUGUGGCACAGAUUGGGCGCAGGAACAACUGCACUUUCUGUGGAGUGUUUCGUCGACAGGCGCUUGACCGCGGAGCAGCAAAGCUUGGUGUCAACAAAAUGGUCACAGGGCACAAUGCGGACGACAUCGCAGAAACAGUCCUUAUGAAUGUGCUGAGGGGUGACAUUGCCAGACUGCAACGGUGCACAGCUAUAACUACAGGAUCGGAAGGUGCCAUUCCACGAUCUAAGCCCUUCAAGUACACCUAUGAGAAAGAGAUUGUCAUGUAUGCCCACUUCAAGAAAUUAGACUACUUUUCUACAGAGUGCAUCUACUCCCCAAAUGCCUACAGAGGCCAUGCUCGGGCAUACCUCAAGGACCUCGAAGCUAUCCGGCCUACGUCCAUCCUAGACAUUAUCCAUUCUGGCGAGUGCAUGGCUGUCAAGGAGGGCGUCCGACUUCCCCAAAAAGGAACAUGCAGUCGUUGUGGGUAUAUCUCCAGCCAGCAGUUCUGCAAGGCCUGUGUGCUCCUCGAGGGACUCAACCGAGGUGUGCCCAGAUUGGGGGUGGGUAAAAGCUCUAAGGACAAGGCAAAGUUUGCAGAACUGCAAGCACUCGAUUUGCAAGACUCGGUAUCCCACGUUUCUGGAGCCAUGUCCUCAUCAUCAUCAUUAGGGUGGUGACCCCAAGCGCAAAUGUCACCAUACAUUCUUACUGUGUAAAAAUAUGACUCUAUUGUUGGCCAUUCGUGACUAUUCUGUACCUAUUUCUAUAAGCCGGGCAUUCUCAUAGUUGUUUUAUGAAUUAAAGGGGUACUGACAGGAAUGUUUUUAUUUUUCAUUUUUUCUUUAAGUAAAGGUCGUCGACUUCCAGUAAAAUAUACCGGCAAGCCUCAAAGCGCCCUAUAUAAUUUGUUAUAACACCUUUUCUACUACCAGUUUCGGUUUCAUUUCUUGGGAGGUGUAGGUGUCAUGACAUAGGUGGUGGUCCCGUGGGACCAGGACAUAACAUUUUGGCACUCACUUUGGCUAGCUUGGUCGUCUGUUACGCAGCUACAUCUGGCUCCACAACAAGAAGCAGCAUAGCAGAUGACCGAGCAAGCUGCAGCAAGUGCCAGAAUGUUGCGAUAUUCUGCUCCCAUGUGACCACCUUCUGUGUCAUGACGUCGCAACACAUACACCUCCUGAGAAAUGAAACCGAAACUGGUUGUAGAAAAACUGUUAUAAUAAACUAUAGAGGGCGCUUUGAGGCUUGCCGGCAUAUUUUGUUGAAUUCCGAAGUUGACGACUUUUAUUUAAAGAAAAAAAAAAACAUUAAAGAUGUUCAUUCGGCACCCUUUUAAGCCUGCACUGCAAUGUGUCAUGAUAAUAAUCAUCAUUCUCAUGCACAUUUUCUUUCCUUAAUGCUGCAUGUCAGGUAAUUUCCCAUCUGCAACACCUUGGAUGCCUAAACAUCUCAAGGUCUUCCUAACAGGAAAGUUGUGAACACGCAUCCACGAAAGAAAUGAAACGCUCUAAAGGCUAAUGACUAUUAUUGUUAUGUAACAUAUUACGCUCCUAAGGGUUACAGUUUUAAGUGUGCUGUGUCUUCUGUAAAGAGUAACGUUGGUGCACUGAGGUUUUGGCAUGCUCUAAAGGACUACACAGCUGGUAUUAAUCUGUUCUGAGAGUUGAGGGUAGUUCCAACUUCUUGCAACACUGUAGCAUGCUGUGUGUUUCACAGCAUCAGCAGAGAUUGUAAUUAUUGGUCACUUGUGGCAAGUGCUAUGUUGUACACUCCAGAAAUUAAGGCUGUGAGAAUGCACUGUCCAUAAAUUCAGCCAUUAGUGGCCUCAAGGCAUCUCGCAAGCCAUUUCAAAGAUGCCACUGUGCGCUGAAGUUGGCUGAUUUGUCCUGACUGUGGCUUGUGACUGGCUUGUCCACAAUGUAUGUUGCACAUCAUUUUUGCUACAAUCAGCCACCUAGUGCAAUAGUAGGUGUCUAAAACAUGGCGUGUAUGACACGCUUCCGGCUCCCAAAUUGCUUCUGGCGUAUGCAGCCAGCAUAUGCAUAGCCUUCGAGAUUUGGUUCUGUUAUUCAGAGAAAGCCGUCGCGCGAGCGUGGACUUGGACAUCACCUAUUGUCAUUGGCAAAUUGAUGUCGCAAUGUCUAGUAUAUUCACUGUUAUUGACUACUCAUCGCAAUAGAGGAAAUCAAAAGAAUGGGAUUGAAAGAAGCAAAUUGUUAAGACAUGCAGCCCCAGGGUACUGAUAGAAAACAUUACUAGGAGUACUAAAAAAAGUAUGCGUGACUCCGUGCAUUGCAGAUAAGUACCACAGCAACAAACGUUCACAUGGGGAUAAAGGGCCCAUACAGGAACCAGGUUAAACAUAAUUAUCGCAAACAAUAUCCUCUGUGUGUGUUUAGGUCUUUUAUUUCAAUUAGAGUGUGCCUUCAAAGCAUGACUACGAAAUAGUCCCGAUGUUAUUUUUCAGAGAGCAGUGUGAAGCUGCGCAUGUAUGGAGCAAUUAACAUUGGCAGUGGAAUUGUUUUAUUUAUAUGAUCCAAUUGACCUUCAUAUGUUGACAUUUUUCAAAGGUGACCGUAAACCUACUGAAAAUUAUUUGUGUACGAGCCUUUGCAGCAAUUUGGCCGGUGCCUGCAGGUCACCUCAUAGAAACACUCAGUACCUAGCAUAUUUUUACUUUGUGGUAUAGUUUAAAAUUUCAAAAUUUAUCACCAUAUACCCUCAUUGACGGGCUUCAAAAGCACCUGAGGCCUAGUAUAUUGUGUUCAAAAGUGGAAAAAUCUAUGAAGUGGUUCUGAAAUGCUACUGUUGGCACACUUUUCAAUGUAUAAUUGGAACUGCUAUAUUUUCUAUUUAUUUUUCAUUUUUCCUGAUAAAUUUGUCCUUCAACCUUUGUGUCACUUUGUAGGUUAAAGGCUUUGCAGAUAACAGUUGUAGAUAACUAGCCAACUUGAAGAUUCAGAAGUGCCAGUAAAGACACCACUUGUACAUCUGUUUCUGUCUUACAAACUGUGCAGACAGUAUUAAAGAGCUUUGACCCAUGAAAUAAAUUUCUUUAUAUUUUAA